Messenger RNA from Panthera uncia (snow leopard), 3342 nucleotides. RefSeq names its product solute carrier family 4 member 11 (gene SLC4A11). The transcript is spliced from 20 exons. NCBI's taxonomy places the organism in Eukaryota, Metazoa, Chordata, Mammalia, Carnivora, Felidae. Gene Ontology annotation, biological process: monoatomic anion transport; monoatomic ion homeostasis; transmembrane transport. Bases 99 to 2963 code for a protein of 954 amino acids. Gene Ontology annotation, molecular function: solute:inorganic anion antiporter activity. The record is from RefSeq and is a predicted model, not a curated record. Gene Ontology annotation, cellular component: plasma membrane; basolateral plasma membrane.
CAACCCCCCGCCCCGCGCCUUCUCCUUGGAGGACCAACGGCUCCGCCUCCCAGGAGGGCCGGGACGUGGGGGGGCACAGAGGGGAGGAGGCCGUUGCCAUGUCGCCCCCCGGUGACCCCAGGCGUGUGCGGUUGGGGGCGACUGCACGUGUGAUAGGUGUUGAUGGCCCCUGGGUGCGAAGAAAGAGUAGGAGGCGCCGCGAUGUGCCGCCAGGAAGGCCCCCGCCCAGGUGCUGGGCUUGGCCGCGAAACAGCGCGAGCGGGAGGCCAGGGAGGCCGGCUGCUACAAGGAGGGUGGAGGGACGGGCCCCCUCCCAACAGUCUCGGCGGCCUGUGCUGAGUAGCAAAAGCAGCGAAUCCUGCGAGGAGUCCUCUUCCGAAAUGUCCCAGAAUGGAUUCGUUGAGGAUGUAGUAGGCUACCUCAAGUGUGACAUGGACGAUGCCUCGGAAACCCGUGAGGAGAACCUGGGUGAUGAGGCCUUCGACACGGUCACCUCCUCCAUUGUGUCUGGCGAGAGCAUCCGUUUUUUUGUCAACGUCAACCUGGAGGUGCAGCCCGCCCAGGCUGCCGAGAGUGAGUCGCCGGGCGGCUGCGGGCUCCUACACACCUCCCGCAAGUACCUGAAGUUAAAGAACUUUGAGGAAGAGGUACGUGCACACCGGGACCUUGACGGCUUCCUGGCACGGGCCAGCAUCAUCCUGAACGAGACGGCUACCUCGCUGGAUGAUGUGCUGCGGGCCAUGCUGUCCCGCUUAGCCCACGACCCCCACAACACCGAGCCCGACUGCAAUUUGCGCCUGUUCAUGGCCAUGCUCUUCACGGAUGCCGGGGCUCCCAUGGAGGGUAAAGCCCACCUGCUGUCAGACACCAUCCAAGGGGUCACUGCCACGGCCACAGGGGUGCAAUACCAGCAGUCCUGGAUCUGCAUCAUCUGUACCUCCAAGGCCCUGCAGAAGCGGCACGUGUGCAUCAGCCGGCUGGUUCGCCCACAGAACUGGGGGGAGAACUCGUGUGAGGUGCGAUUCGUCAUCCUGGUGCUGGCCCCGCCCAAGAUGAAAAGCACCAAGACUGCAGCUGAGGUGGGGCGCACAUUCGCCACCAUGUUCUUGGACAUCACCUUCCGCCAGAAGCUCCUGAACACCCGCACGGAGGAAGAAUUCAAGGAGGCUCUGGUGCAUCAGAGACAGCUGCUCACCAUGGAGAGGCAGCGUUCAUCCAUCGGGACAAAGGGUUACAUGAACUCCAUCAGCAUACACAAAUCCCCACAGCCCCCGAAGCAAAAGGACUUUCUCCCUAUGGGGAAGGGCAUCCGGGAGGACAUUGCCCGCAGAUUCCCUGUGUACCCACUGGACUUCACUGACGGCAUUAUCGGCAAAAAUAAGGCUGUGGGCAAAUACAUCACCACCACCCUGUUCCUCUACUUUGCCUGCCUCCUGCCUACCAUCGCUUUUGGGUCCCUCAACGAUGAGAACACGAACGGGGCCAUCGAUGUGCAGAAAACCAUAGCAGGGCAGAGCAUUGGAGGCCUCUUGUACGCACUCUUCUCUGGGCAGCCGCUGGUGGUACUGCUGACCACUGCGCCCCUGGCCCUCUACAUCCAAGUAAUUUCUGGCAUCUGUGACGACUACGAUCUGGACUUCAACACCUUCUACGCGUGGACGGGCCUGUGGAACAGUUUCUUUCUCGCGCUUUAUUCCCUCUUCAACCUCAGCCUGCUCAUGAGUCUCUUCAAGAGGUCAACAGAAGAGAUCAUUGCCCUGUUCAUUUCCAUCACGUUCAUGCUGGAUGCUGUCAAGGGCAUGGUUAAAAUCUUCCAGAAGUACUACUAUGACAACUUUGGGAACCACCAUGAAGACAGCACUUCUAUGGUGAGCCUGCUGGACCUCGGCACCAGCCUCAACACCAGCCUCAACACCAGCCUCCACACCGCCCUCAACACCAGCCUCCUGGCGAGCCCCCUGGAGUUCACCUCCGUAAGCGGCCCUGGUACUGAGCACCCGGGCCGGGAGACUGCUGUACUGAGCCUCCUGAUCAUGCUGGGCACGCUGUGGCUGAGCUACACCCUCUACCAGUUCAAGAAGAGCCCCUACCUGCACCCCUACAUGAGGGAGAUCCUGUCAGACUGUGCCUUGCCCAUCUCGGUGCUCACCUUCUCCCUCAUCUGCUCCUACGGCUUCCGGGAAAUUAAAAUGAGCCAGUUCCGCUACAACCCCAGCAAGAGCCUGUUUGAGGUAGCCGAGAUGCACUCCCUGUCCCUGGGCGCCGUCACCAGUGCCAUGGGCCUGGGCUUCCUGCUCUCCUUGCUCUUCUUCAUUGAGCAGAACCUGGUGGCUGCCUUGGCUAAUGCCCCAGAGAACAGGCUGGUGAAGGGCACCGCCUACCACUGGGACCUCCUGCUCAUCGCCAUCAUCAACAGUGGGCUGUCUCUGUUUGGGCUGCCCUGGAUCCAUGCCGCCUACCCCCACUCCCCACUGCACGUGCGGGCAUUGGCCAUGGUGGAGGAGCGUGUGGAGAACGGGCACAUUUACGAGACGAUCGUGAAUGUGAAGGAGACACGGCUGACUACGCUGGGUGCCAGCAUCCUGGUGGGCUUCUCCCUCCUGCUGCUGCCCUUCCCCCUGCAGUGGAUCCCCAAGCCGGUGCUCUACGGCCUCUUCCUCUACAUCGCGCUCACCUCCAUUGACGGUAACCAGCUCUUUGAGCGCGUGGCCCUGCUGCUCAAGGACCAGACCUCGUACCCGCCCACCCACUACAUCCGGAGGGUGCCCCAGCGGAAGAUCCACUACUUCACGGGCCUGCAGGUCGUGCAGCUGCUGCUGCUCUGUGCCUUUGGCAUGAGCAACCUGCCCUACAUGAAGAUGAUCUUCCCCCUCAUCAUGAUCGUCAUGAUCCCCAUCCGCUACAACCUGCUGCCCCGAAUCAUUGAAGCCAAGUACCUGGACGUCAUGGAUGCUGAACACUGAGGCCCUGGCCGUGUCCCAUUCACCUGUCCCUCUGGCUCUUCCCAGGCUGACUGUAGCCAUGUGGGGAGAGGUACGGGUGUCUUUUGGGGUGUUCCUCUGUGCUGCACUCCCUCCCAGCUGUCCCAACAGGCCUAGGACAUCUGGGCAUCAAGGUGGUGGGGGGGGGGGGCGGUUCUGUGGCGUGUGCCCAUCCCUGUCCCCAUUAGCCUUUCGCUUGGGUCAGUAACACUGCUCAGGACAACUUCUGCCCAGAGUGGAACUAAAGCCGGAUUUUCUUUUGAUAAAAGAGUCAGAUGUCUGAAAGAGAAACCAUUUCCUUGAUUGUAUAAGGAAUUUGCUGUGUGCACAUUAGAGAAUAAAGCUCCCGUUUCUACGCUUC